CCUGCAGCCAGACCUAAGAGCUCAGCCAGAUCUUGUUUCAUCCUCAACACACUGGGAGGUUAUAAGAGAGGCUGAAGAAGAAGAUCACAUGCACAUAAAAAGAGAAUGAAAAGAAGAGUGAGAAAUGCACAGGGAGUGAAGGAGAGAGAGAGGAAAUGAAAAGCUAACCACUGAGUUUCAGUUACACAACUAUUUAAGCAACGAGUUAGUAAGUAAAGUUUCUCAACUUUUAAUUGAGCAGUCUCAGUAUACUGUGAUUGCACUCAACCCCCCCCUCUCUAUAGGGGGAGGGGGCCCUUCCGGCCAUGAUUGCAGCUCGCAGUAGCUCGGUGGGCCGGGGGGGCCCUGAGGAGCCCCCUAGGCACCGCAGGCCGUCAGCUGCUUCUCUGGCAGGGCAUCGUGGGCACUGCAAUUCACAAGAGAACUAUCGUGAUGGCAGCCACAGUCACAACCGGCAGGCGGCACUGUUGCGGGCGAGGAAAGCUUUUCUCAUCAGGGAGAUGGAGACCAACUGGUAUUUGAAGCUGUGUGGCCGAGCCAAAGAAGAUAGCAUAGCUUAUCAGACUGGAAUGCCUUACCGGAACCUUGGAAAAUCUGGAUUGAGAGUAUCAUGCCUAGGUCUGGGGACUUGGGUAACGUUUGGAGGCCAGAUUUCAGAUGAGGUGGCGGAACAGCUGAUGACUAUAGCGUAUGAGAGCGGGGUGAACCUUUUUGACACAGCAGAGGUGUAUGCUGCAGGAAAAGCUGAAGUCAUACUGGGGAACAUAAUCAGAAAGAAGGGUUGGAGGAGAUCCAGUCUGGUUAUAACCACAAAGCUUUACUGGGGUGGAAAAGCAGAGACAGAACGAGGCCUCUCCAGGAAACACAUUAUUGAAGGUCUCAAGGGCUCUCUGCAGAGAAUGCAACUGGAAUAUGUAGACGUGGUCUUUGCCAACCGUCCCGAUAGCAACACACCAAUGGAGGAGAUUGUCAGAGCCAUGACCUAUGUGAUAAACCAAGGCAUGUCCAUGUACUGGGGUACCUCAAGAUGGACCGCUAUGGAAAUAAUGGAGGCAUACUCCGUAGCCAGGCAGUUUAACCUGAUUCCUCCAGUGUGUGAGCAGGCUGAGUAUCAUCUCUUCCAGAGGGAGAAAGUGGAAGUGCAGCUGCCAGAGCUCUACCAUAAGAUAGGUGUGGGGGCUGUGACAUGGUCCCCUUUGGCCUGUGGGAUCAUCACUGGGAAGUAUGAAAAAGGUAUCCCAGACACAUCCAGGGCGGCUAUGAAGUCAUACCAGUGGCUGAAAGACAAAAUAGUCAGUGAGGAUGGACGAAAGCAGCAGGCUAAGUUGAAGGAACUCGGCCAUAUUGCUGAAAAGCUUGGCUGCACGUUGCCUCAGCUUGCCGUAGCGUGGUGUCUGCGAAACGAGGGUGUAAGCUCUGUACUAUUAGGAACCUCUAAUGCAGAGCAGCUUACUGAAAACCUGGGAGCCAUACAGGUACUUCCAAAGAUGACGUCCCAUGUGGUCUCAGAUAUUGAUCAUAUACUGGGGAACAGGCCGUACAACAAGAAGGACUAUCGGCCGUAGGGCAUCGCGUCACACUAAGAGUGAAGAGAGAUAGUAACUGAUGUGUGUAGCAUUGUUGUGCCCUCAGUGGUUCCUGCUCCGACUCUUUUUUCAUCAUUGGUCUGGCCUCUCUCUGAAGCCUUAGAGAGCUGUCCACAAUAACCUGUACCUGCAUCAUCUCUCUUUUCUGGUGUGCCUUUGCAUUCCAACACUACAGCAAGAAUCCCAACAAGUGGUGUCAAGCUGUCAUUCAUAAAGACACCUUGCAUUUAUAAACAGCAAUGCUGUUGAGCACUGCUCUGAAGUCAUCUAGAAAUUAUAAUUUAAAAUGAACUGAUCCAUUCUUGGCCUCUGCUCUCAAAAUCAUCAGCUAUUGGAAUGUUGGAAGUAUUGGGAUGGACAGAGAGUGGAGGCCCUCUUGUGUUCAAAUGCAGUAACUGCAAAUCUGUUUCCACAGACAGUAGAGCAAAAGACUCAGUGGAAUGGUCAUCUGCAUUCGUAAAGAUUUUGUUUUGCUUGUGCAAGAAAGCCUGUAUUGUUAUUCAGUAUUUUUAUGAGAGACAUUUUAAAGAGAAUGCGUUUGUUUGUUUCAUGCUAUGGGCUUCGGGUGUUUCUUACCUGUGGAAGGAAAUGUAUUGCACACCUGUGAUCUUAGAAAUGUGAUAAAAUAAUAAGGGUAGCAGUACUCUCUGAGAAAUCUAUGAACAUGUACUGACUUAACAUGCAACUGUAUUGUAAAAAAAGACCUCAAUCCACAUAGCCGUAUACAGUAUUAGAAUUGUUCUGAAAAUAACAUGCAUAUUGUAUCUUAUGCCAUGGCAGUGUUUAUUUAGAAAUGAGUGUUCUGGAUUCCCACCAGUUUCCUCUUUAGGCCUGGACUUCCAUUUAGUCAGAAGAUCCGUGAAACACAAAUUAGGGCUCAGCAAGGCGCUCACAAUAUGCAUGGCAGCAUUGCAGAAUUAUAGGGUUAAAUCUAAUUUACAAUUUGCAGGAGCCUUGUUGGUUUUUAUUAUAGCUCUUGCUCACCCUACUUGAAAGCCAUACUUUAUCAUGCCCUUGGCAUUUUUAUCACAGACAUGCUGCUUACCCGGCAGUAUUUUACAUCUCUGAGCUUUUAGAUUAGGCCUAAUUUAAAAUCUGUUUAUAUCUAGCACGAGGAAAUAAGCAGAAUUGUUUAUCUGUUCAUGAGGCGAUUCUCACGAAACCUGUCAAGAAAAUGUCCUGGUCACAUUGAACCCCAAACCAAUACAAAUAAUAUAAGAUUAAAAUUAAUUACAAGCUAAGAUCAAUCAACAGAAUUUGUGGCAUAAUGUUGAUUACCACAAAAAUAGUUUCAACUCACCCCUCUUUUUCUAUAAAAUAAGCCAGAAUCGAGGUUACGGUGAGGCACUAGAGUACAACAGAUGAGAAUGGGGCCAUUUUUUGGAGGGUUUAAAGACAGAAAUGGAAGCUUACAAUUUUAUAAGAGCACUUACAUUAAUUAGUUGUUUAAAUUGAUGUUUUUAUGGCUGUUUGCAGGUUUAUGGCUUUACGUUGUAAUGGCAAUGAAGUUAUAAAAUUGGAAAUAACUUUACAGUGAAAAGAUUAGGCAUUUAUAUCACUAAAAUCAUGUUAACACGCAUGUUUACGUCUUGUGGCUAUACUUUUACAACAGUAUUUUUAAUGUUUAUGGAUUGGUCAACUUCCAUUGUAAGUGGCAGUCAAUUGAGCUAAAUUUACAUUGAACCCGGAAUAUUUCAUUGUUAUAAUUUCUGGACACUUAUGCACAUUUUAACUUCCAAUUCUCCAAUUACCAUAAUGCAUCCAGAUGGUUUACUUCUACUAUUCCCAUUGUUUUGAAUGAUUCUUAUUACCAUAACAGUAAUUUUUUUGCUGUAUUACAAUAAAAAUGCUGCAGCAUGAUCUUGUUUUAUAACAAUCAGCAAAAAUUAAAUGAAGUGCCCAAGGGAGCAGUACUAUGAUGUGUAAAUACUUAAUUUAAAUAUGUUUUCACAUUGCAGUAAUGCAAAUGUCAAAAUAACCAUCUUGUAAAUAGACUUAGGUGGUAAAUGUGUGUAACUGCCAUAAGAAUGCAGCAAAAUAAAAAAUAUUAAUGGCCCUAAAAAUAAGCUUCCUUUUCUAUAAGCAAAGCUUUUGAUUUAGGAAUAAAAUAGCAUCAGGACAUUUUCUUGACAGGCUUCAUGGGAAUCACCUGAUGGCUCUGUAUAGAACAAAUCCUAGUAAACCGGUGCAUUUCUAGGAGGAAACCUUGAUGUAACAUCCAAAGAAUUCAGAAGGCUUUCCAUUGGAUAAUGACAGUAGUGUUGCCUUUAGUCCUAUCUCCCUGCGGAGUGCCUUGAUUCUAACCUGCAUGAACAUUAGGGCUUACCCAUUCUCCCAUGGGUCCAUGAGUGUAAUACUGUGAGCUUUUGUCAAUUUUAAAUUAAGUGUUUUACAAAAUUGAAGAGAUCACACCAUAGACUCCUGUUUUUAAAAUUGUUUCAGGAGGGAAAAAAAAAGACAUGUUGGAUUCACAGCUGUUAUGAAUCUCUGCAUCAGGGUCUUUUAUCAUAUCAUGUAUCUCUCCCUGUAUGGCCACAGUGAAUUCUGUAAAUAUAAAUAUUUACACAGUAUAUAGAGGUAGAUUAUUUAUGCUUGAAAUAAAAAAUGCAUAAGGCCAGUAAA
Molecule: messenger RNA, 4208 nt
Organism: Xyrauchen texanus (razorback sucker)
Lineage: Eukaryota; Metazoa; Chordata; Actinopteri; Cypriniformes; Catostomidae
Product: voltage-gated potassium channel subunit beta-1-like
Exons: 14
Coding region: 306-1565 (419 amino acids)
Biological process (GO): potassium ion transport; transmembrane transport; negative regulation of delayed rectifier potassium channel activity
Cellular component (GO): extrinsic component of cytoplasmic side of plasma membrane; cytoplasm; voltage-gated potassium channel complex
Molecular function (GO): transmembrane transporter binding; voltage-gated potassium channel activity; potassium channel regulator activity
Source: RefSeq, a predicted model, not a curated record